Messenger RNA from Exophiala dermatitidis NIH/UT8656, 2199 nucleotides. RefSeq names its product fatty-acyl-CoA synthase. The transcript has a single exon. Gene Ontology annotation, molecular function: medium-chain fatty acid-CoA ligase activity. Bases 200 to 1972 code for a protein of 590 amino acids. Gene Ontology annotation, biological process: fatty acid metabolic process. The record is from RefSeq and is a predicted model, not a curated record. NCBI's taxonomy places the organism in Eukaryota, Fungi, Ascomycota, Eurotiomycetes, Chaetothyriales, Herpotrichiellaceae.
CCAACGGCGGAGGUUCAGCGUGGAGCCAGAGCCGCCAAACCAGCCCGAGGCUUCACUGAGGCUUCUUUGGUUGUUGGAGACGCCUCGAGCGGUAUACGUUUGCUCAAAUGGGGACUAUACGUCUCCCUGAAGAAAUGGUCUAUUUGACCAGAUCCCACACUAGCAUCACACCACAGGUGGCGUGCACAACUUGAAUACCAUGAAGGAGGACGUUGGCGCGGAAGCCAAAGUCAGUUUCGACAGGACCGACUUCGUUCCCAGUCACACAGGGGACCAUGUCCUUCCCGCGGAUCCAUUGUUCACACGGCUAUUGACACUGGCGCAUCGCCCUCAGCCGCGGCCAGCGAUACGCGACAUCAACGCGGGAGUCGAGAGGACGGCGGCACAGUUACUAGGCGACGUGCUCAGCCUGCGUCGCAUUGUGAAAUCACGCUUACAGCCGCAGACCCUCGACGACCUACGGCACGGCCGGGAGGUGUACAUCAGCCUCCUGGCUCCAGGGGGCUAUGAAUUCGCCGUGGGCGUCCUGGCCAUCAUGGCUUUGGGGGCGGCCGCCAGCCCCUUCAGCAGCGCGCAGCCCGUCAAAGAGGCCGCGUACUAUGUCAACAAGGCUCGGUCGGUGGCUGUCUUGACUGCCACCCAGGCGCUUGGUCUAGGUGAAGCCCUAGAGAAGGAAAUCCGAGCUACGACAAACCUAGAUUUUCUUUCUAUCCCCAUCAACGCGAUUGAGCGAGAGCCUUUGAUCCCCGUUGACGCCAUCCAGAUCUCGUCGAACAAAUGGUACGAUCCUAAUGCGCCAGGGGUGGUGAUUUUCACCUCUGGCACGACAGGCCCACCGAAAGGUGCUGUGCUGCGUCGUGCGGCAAUGACAGAAGGAUCUAUGUCGUUUGCACAGCAGAUCGGACUACAGGAGUCGGAUGUUCUGCUUCACUUGUUGCCGGUGCAUCAUGCGACGGGGAUCUGGGUUUCAUUCUUCCCUUUCCUCCAAACAGGGGCCUGUAUCGAGUUCCGCUCCGGCAGUUUCAGCCCGGAAUGGACCUGGAACCGCUGGAGACAGGGCGGCUUGACCUUCUUCACGGGCGUGCCCACCAUCUACAUGCGAAUGAUGCGCUAUUACCAGGAACACAUUGCCAAGUUGUCUGCUGUCGAGUCGGAAGCGUACAGAGCGGCUGCUGCUGCGUUCAAAGUCUGUCUGUGUGGAAGCUCGGCGUUGCCCAGGCCCAUCGCCGAUUUCUGGCACGGUCUUAUGAACGGUCGGCGGAUCAUUCAACGUUACGGGUCGACAGAAAUGGGCGUCAUUUUCAACAUGUCCGUGGACCCUACCGAGGAUAUCCCUGACGGGUCUGUCGGCCAUGUCACGUAUGGUGUGGAAGCCAAGCUCUCAAACGGCGACGAGGGCGAAGUCCUCAUCAAGUCGUACAACAUGUUUUCAAAGUACCUGCACGACCCGGAAGCUACGGCAAACGCCCAUGAUGCUGACGGGUACUUCAAGUCCGGGGAUGUGGCACGUCGGGAAGGCAAGUAUUAUUUCAUCGUCGGCCGGGCUUCCGUCGACGUUAUAAAAUCCGGCGGAUACAAGAUCUCCGCUUUGGAUAUCGAAAGAGAGCUGCUAGCCCUGCCGUAUAUCGCUGAAUCUAUGGUCGUCGGGGUUCCUGACGACGAGUUCGGCCAGCGUGUGGGAGCCGUAGUGACGUUGCGAAACGAUGAGAUUGCCCAAGAUUUCUAUCGAAAGAGCAGGCGGAGUCCCGACCAUCUCAAGCUCGAUGACCUUCGGGAAGACGCUCGCAGUCGUCUCGCUGGCUACAAGUUGCCCACUCUCUUGAGGGUGGUCAAGGGAGAAUUGCCCAAAAGUGGUACGGGGAAGGUGGUCAAAAAGGUCCUGGGGCCACAGUACUUCCCUCCCAAUUAUGUUGACGAUGAGGCUGUCCAAGUGUGGAAUAGUAGAAAGAAGGCUCGUGACACCAAACUCUAGGCGUUGAGCAUUCGCAAGCACAAUUCAUGUGGUCAUCAAGGCGUUCUGGUGAAAAGAAAUGAGUGUAGGAGAAAGGAGCGUAGAAGCCAACUGUCAAAAUCUAAGAAAAUACCCAUGCAUACUUCCAACAUAAGAUCAAGUAACUAUCAAAGUCUAGAGAAGAUAGCCAAGCAUACUUCCAACAUAAAAGCAAGACGUGAAUCAGGAGCCACGGACAUUAUCACGCG